CCCAAUUCCGCAGCAGAAAAAAGCUGUACCAUAAUCAUAACAAUAACAUCGUCUGAUCACACACCAUUAAGUUGAUUAUUAUUAUUAUUCUCCAUGGCGGCCGGGGUGCUGAAGGGGCUGGAGAUGGAGUACGCGUACAAGAGCAACAGGCCGUCGCAGCUCCUCAACACGCUCUUCAUGUCGACGGUGAACGUGGCGUCGCGGACGCUGGUGAACGUGGCGGCCAACGUCCAGCCGGAGCACAGCGAGCGGUGGAAGCCCGGCGACCACCUCAGGUUCAUGGUCAUGCUCAUGACGUGGCUCACAGUCUGGGUCAUGAGGGUGCUCAUGGACUUCUUCCCCGUCCCCAUGACUUGGUCGCCUCACCACCUCCUUUCCGCCGCCUUUUCGCCUCUCAAGCUCGCCCUCCCCGCGCCUUCCGGGUUCUCCUCCUCCAAGACGACGACGUCGUUCAACCCUCCCUCCACCCACGUGUCGUUCCCUUACUCCUCCGCGAAGGCGGAGGCCGGAGCGCUCGUGCCCGCCGCGGCCGCCUCGUCGUCGCCGAUGGAUUUGGUCCUGCAGCAGGAUGAUUAUGAGGACGACGUCGGGUCUCUUCACGCCCUCGGACGAUCCCUCACCCACAUUCUGGCGCUGCUGAACGAGAUCCCGGCGAGCUCCGGGAAGUACCAGUUCGCGAUGGCAAUGGCGGACAGGAUCAUGGACGGGAACUUCAAGGACGGCCACCCGGAGCUCCAGGAGAUCAACCGGUUCGCCCUCUCGUCGGCCUACGCGCGGACUUUGGCUCUCUUGUAUCGCUCACUCCAGCGGCGGUCCUCAUCGUCGUCGAGCCACCCGGACUCGACGGCCUCGUGGACCACCCGGGCCAUCCGGUCGCUGCCCUUCGGGUCCUACGCUCUGUCGUACGUCAGGGGGCUGAACUACUGCCUCACCACCGUCCUCCAGAUAGCCAGCAGCGGCGUCUGGCGCGGCGGCAACAACAAGAAUCAGCUGCUGCUGCAGGGCGGGGACGCGGGGGACGACGUGGUGUCGGAGAAGCUGGCCGAGGAGCUGGUGUGGCUGACCAACAAGCUGCGGAACUACGGUCUGGUCGAGGAGGCCGUGGUGCAGUGGAGCCACGCGUCGGGGCUCGCGUCGAUGGCCCUGGCCAUCGACGCGAGGGUCCAGGGCCUCAUUGUCAAGACAACAGCCAUAUUGAUCGGAGAGAUGGGUGGGGAUCGAGGGGAGAAGGUGCAGGUGCCGGGGCAGGUGAAGUCGCGGCUGCUCGUAGUGUGGCUGCCGGUGUUGUGCCACGCGAACAACGGGCUCACGUACCCGGUGCUGACGAGCAUCGAGAAGGUGGGAGUGGAGAGGGCGAUCGACGACGUGAUGGUGACUCUACCUGGGAUGGAUCAGGAAGUCAUCCUCACCAACUGGAUCCAUGACUACACGGUUACGGCCUCGGACUGGCCUAACCUGCAAGUGUCUUAUGAUCGUUGGUGCCAGUCCACUCGCGAACUUGCUGCUUAGUUUGAAGUUUGAGUACUUGGUUGGCUACUAGGUAGCACUGGAUACGCACAUGUUCUUCUGUUUAAUUUGUUGCUGUGGUUUGGAGGUUUUGUGCGAGUUAUAGGCUUUCAUAUUUUGCGACGUAGCUUAUUGCAUAUCCUGUCAUGUAAUUUUGUAUAUAGAGUUUGUGGUGUUGCAAUUUUUGGGAAUAAAGCAAUAUAUGUGAUGGGAUUUCUGCGCUCAAUAUCUCAUCAAAUAGAUAAGAUACUAACAUGUUGCAAGUUACGUGUUUACGUCCAGCAAUUAAACAUUAAUAAUGGGUGGGUGGGAGGGAGGAAUCAAGAUUUCCUUCUAGUUGGAGAGUUUCGGCCAAACAUUACCAGUGGGUUGAACCAUUCUAUAUUUUCUCAUCAUACCUAGGCCUGAGCUCAUGGCCUUGGACUAUGAAUGGAGAGGUUUUCUACUUGAAGGCAGGAUUGAAAAUGGAAGGAAUAUUGUUUAAAUGCUUAAUGACAUGUGGAUUUCUGAGUGAGCUCAAUCUACAUAUUGAUCCCUUCAAAUCAACAUCAUCUAUCCUACUAAGAGGGUUGAUACUCCAAAUAACGAGAAUCCUAGAGUUUGGAAUCUCGAUAAGAACCUGAGUCCAACAAUAUAUAUUAGGAUCUUCCUUCCUAGCUCAUCGAAGGAGGAAUGCGACAAAUAUUCGAUUAUUAUAACAUGCGACUUUUUAUAGAGAAAAUUAAACAAAGCUAUUGAAGACAUGUUUGAUCGUGAUGUUAUGUUUAGUUCUAUGUUUUGAAAGAGAAGACUUUGGAAACUGGUUGUGUCUCUGAUGGUCAAAACAAUUUAUGUAGAAAGUGGGUAGAUGCAUCUUAUCUACAUUAGACAAAAUCAUGAAGUUUAGUUAACGUGCCAUGAACGAAUGCUCUUUUUGGCAACUAAAAAAACUGCUUCAUCAAGGGGUGAAGGAUGUCCAUGCCAUUUGUGUUUGGAGAAGGUCUUUAUAAGGCUCCCAAAGCUUAAUUAUUUCCAGUGGGUUUGCACAUUCUCUUAAUUUGUCUAUGGACAGGAAAACAAUCGGUGGUUCAACAUAUCGAAGAUUGAAAAAGAUGAAAUUGCUAAAAAAGACACCCUAGUGGAUAAAUGACUACCUUGAUGCAUAGAACAGAGCGGAUCCAGAUCUCCAUCAAAUAAUUUUGCAAUGCGGAUGAAGUCGAAAUUGUUAUUAUCACAAAAAAGUGAAAACGUAAGCAUAAUAUUCAAUUUUUUUUAUAACAAUCAGAAAAUUCAUUACAAAAACGUAAUGGGUUGAAAAUUGCACGUGGUGGGUUGGACAAACAAAGACCGUCUUCCUAGGCCUGAGAGUCGGGGCCGAACAUACCUGGUGACUUCCGCCAGUAGAAAUUUUCUAUUUCUUAUCAGGCCCAUGACCGGCCCAUGGUUCAUAGUGCUGGUCUGGCUGGGUCCGCUCCGAAAACCUAAUUGUAAACGGAGAAGUGUUUAGUGAUCAAUCGACCAAGACGAUAAAACUUCAAGGAUCUA
Messenger RNA from Linum trigynum, 3030 nucleotides. The record is from the annotation of a GenBank genome assembly. NCBI's taxonomy places the organism in Eukaryota, Viridiplantae, Streptophyta, Magnoliopsida, Malpighiales, Linaceae.